AAUACACUUAUACACACUACGCACGUGGCUAUAUAUGGAAAGAGGAAACAAAUUUCAAGCAUUAUAUUUGUCGUACACCUAAAUAAUUGCCAUAAGGAAAUAUUUAAAGUCCCUGUCCCACUUGAAACGCAUAAGUGAAUAACUAAUUACCGCGUUAUGUUGUUUACAACAAAAAUGAGACUGUUAGCUAUUUCCUUCUUUUUCAUAGCUAUCGCAUAUGUGCAGUCGCAGCCAACUGAUGGUUACGUGCUAGAAAAGGAUGUUGGUAUAGCCUACAAACUGGUGUAUCAAGCACAAAACUGGACUAAAGCUAAGGAAUAUUGUGAACAAGAAGGCGCUAAAUUAGCUGUACCUAAAUCUGAGGAAGAAUUCGCUUUAAUACAAAAAAUAGUUCGACACAUGCACUUUCCCAGUGUGGUUAACGCCGAAAUCAAACUUAUCGCUUGGCUGGGCAUCAACAACCUGGAAAAUUACAAAGUCUGGAAGAAUAUCGAUGGUCAAAACAUUGAAGACACCGGAUUCCACACUUGGACGGGUCAAGAUAACGGUCGCGGCUACAGUGAUGACCCAGCAGAGCCUCACUGCGCCGGCAUCGAUGCCAUCAACCCUGGACUAAGAGACUGGUGGUGCCACCGACGACAACCUUACGUAUGCCAAAAGACCGUCAAUCCAGUUUAGUUUAUGUAUUUAGCGAAAUAAAUUAUUUACAAAAUAAAUA
Bombyx mori (domestic silkworm) is the source of this 718-nucleotide messenger RNA. RefSeq names its product lectin 5. The record is from RefSeq and is marked provisional. Lineage: Eukaryota; Metazoa; Arthropoda; Insecta; Lepidoptera; Bombycidae.